Tachysurus vachellii is the source of this 3591-nucleotide messenger RNA. RefSeq names its product ras-related and estrogen-regulated growth inhibitor-like. The record is from RefSeq and is a predicted model, not a curated record. The transcript has 4 exons. Bases 106 to 822 code for a protein of 238 amino acids. Gene Ontology annotation, molecular function: GTPase activity; GTP binding. Lineage: Eukaryota; Metazoa; Chordata; Actinopteri; Siluriformes; Bagridae.
CGGAUUCUCUCCUCUUGUGUAAAUCUCCGGUUUAUCUUCAGUUUUCUUCAGUUUCACCUGCAGUAUUGUUUCCCUCCUGUCCAUGCAGCGGCUCAGUAAACCAUCAUGUCUGCUAAUUUCGCUUUAUCACGAACUUUACGCAGAACCGGGAGCUUCCCUUCUGCCAGAACAGUCCGGAUUGUGAUCCUGGGACAAGGUUCAGUAGGAAAAACAGCUCUGGCUGUGCGCUUUAUCACCAGGAGAUUUAUCGGAGAAUAUGACCCGACUCUGGAGACCAUCUACAGACAUGAGUUGAGUAUUGGGGGUGAAGCUGUGAACUUUGAGAUCCUUGAUACUGCAGGACAGGAGGAGGAUGCGCUGCUGAUGGAAGAGAAAAUUAAAUGGGCCGAUGGUUUCCUCAUAGUUUACUCUGUCACUGACCGCUGUAGUUUUGAUGAAGUCAUGCGGCUGUGCUUUCUAGUGAAUCACAUCCACAGCAGGAGAAGCUGUCCUGAUCCUCCACCAGUCAUCAUUGUUGCUAAUAAAAAAGACCUGGAGUUUGACAGGAUGGUGUCAGUAGAGGAGGGCGAGAGUUUGUCACACGGCCUCAAAGUUCCUCUGCGUGAGAUUUCUGUCCGUGAUGGUUGGGAAGAAACAGCCAGCGUGUUUCAUGCGCUCUAUGCAGAGAUAGUGCAGCAAAUGGACAAAUCACCUCCUUCCUUCCGAAGACGUGGCGUGUCCCGACUGAUGGAGAAAAUUCCCAGAAUUCACUCUAAUGCGGCUCUGGGGUCCACAGGCCGUAGUUUCAGCUUCAGUUCAUUCAGAGACCUUCUGCCUGACUGAGAAGUGAGAAGCUUCAACGAAAAAAUAUGUUUUUCCAUUAAUGCCUUUUGGUUGCAAGUGUUGUAGGCUAAAAAAGAAAGUGUGCAAUCUCUGCUUUGAUAUCGGACAUAAAAGGACAGCUGGAGACAUUAAAUAUCAAAGUUAAGAAUAUUUCAGUGAGAAUUGUUUUUAAUCUAUUCGACAACUUUCAUUAAUGAUGGAAAUGGUAAAGCAGGAAGAUCAACAUGAUGAACGACACUAAAGUAGAAGAAACUAUACAGUUAAUAUGAUUCUGUUAAACAUAAGCUGCUUACAGACAUUCAACACAAACGAAAUGGAUAAUGAAAUGAUAAUGUCUAAUUUUAACUUUCUUCCCUUGGGGAACAGUUCUCUAUGCUCUGACCUCCAGCACAUGUUUCUGUUUUUUUAGUGUUUUGGGUUACUUGGUUUAGGUGUAUUAGGAGCUAAUCUGUAGCAAAAACAUAGACUCUCUGGUAAUUUACAUUAAGGAAAUGCUUGGAAAAACUGCUUUUAUAGUGACAAAAAUGUGAAAAAAGUCAAGGCUUCUGUUAUUUUAUGGCAGUUAAUAAGACAGAGUUUACAAGGCAUGUUCGGGAGUCUUUGGUAAGGCGUGAGAGUGAGUGUGGUUUUGCAGCUGAAUGUAGAACCAAAAUAAUUUCACCACCAAAAUGACCUGAGAGGAUAUGCUCACUGUAGGUUAAUGCAAGGUCUUUAAUAUAGCUCUUUAGUAAAAAGAAUACUCUUCAAGGCUUCUUUAAAGUUUAAUUGUAUAAUUCUGAGUUUUUAGACAUUUGCCAGAUGCCCUGAUCCAGAGCAACUUACAAUUUACAGCUAAGCAAUUGUGGAUUAAGGGCCUUGCUCAGGGGCCCAAGGAGUGGCAGCAUGGGAUUUAAACUCACAACCUUCCAAUCAGUUGUCCAACACCAUAACUUAGCUAGCACCGACUACCACUUUUUAGCUUUCAAGAAAGGUCUUUUCUAUAGCGAACCUUUAAGAUAUAGAACCCUAAAUGGUAAAAGCAUUAUAUUAAAUAAAUGUUUUGCAAAAGCCAUUUAAAGUAUACAAAAGCCUAUAAUUGAAAAUGUUCGAAAUGUUCUGCUUUGUGAGAUGUCUUGGAUUUGUGUCUUUUAAUAAGGUCAUUAAUUUGGGCUCCUGCUGUACUUUUGCGCCUUGGGGAACAUUUCUGCAUGCUUUUAGACCUUAUUCUUGUGGAAAGAAAACACAGAUGUAGAAUUUGAUUUUGGAUUUGAAGGGAAAGGACAGAAUCCUGACUGUGAAACUGGCAUGUGAAAUAAUAGCAUGAGAUUAUAAGAGAGGGAUUCAAAACACUGUAGAAAUGUGUCAGAAGCAAACGGGUGAAAUAAAAAGUUUCAUUUUAAAAGUGCACUUUUUAACAAACUGUAAUCAGUCAGCAUCAGUUUUUUGAUGCAGCUUUUCUGAGUAGCCAGACGUGUAAUGAUUAUUAACCACAGUAGCAGUUGUUUACUAAAAUGAAAUAAAAUGUUUUGAUGUCAUAAUGUUUUUAAGCCAUGGCUCAUCACUGAAGGGAAACAGAUGAAGCUGUCUCUUCUGCUGUUAUCAUUAUCAGGAGCCUGAGAAGGGAAGGUUCAGAACUUCAUUAAACCACUCCUGAUUAAUUUUAGAUGUAUGUUUCAUAGAGACUGCACCAUAGUGAGCACCUGGUCCUAUAUCGUUACAUAACGCUGUCAAUCCAAUCCAUUCUGGACCCCCUCACUGUAUUGAACAGUUAGUUGCAGAUGUUGUGAAUUUAAGGUAUUCUUUGGCUUCCUCCAAACAUAAAUCUGGCCAGAUGGGAGAAAUCAGUAUUUUUUCCAAGCAGUGUUGAAAGGUACUUAUAGCGAACAUUGUUAAUAGCUGAAAUAUGAUGUUAACAAAUUUAGACAUCACCAAUGCAGCUUUGUGGUUUAGUCAUGAGGGGAUUCCUCUCCUGGUAAAGGCCUGCAUAGGUUUGACCCUUUCCUCUACAAGGAACUCUUUUUGUGGUAGACCAUUUCAGCACAGAACUCAUACAGAACAUUAUUUCCACACAGUGGAAAUGUCUAAGAAGUGUCCCUGCUGAGUGGAUCCUCUCAUGGAGCUCUUCUCUGUCUCUGAUGCCUUUGUCUUGUUCAUUAGGUCAAUUACUGAAUUUUAUAACCUGAAUCUGUGCAUGCUAUUUUUAUGGAGUGUCACACUAUCAAUAUUAGUGCAUAAGACCGUGAAUGUUGAUGCUGCUUCUCAGUAAAUUCCAGAGUAACUCACUCGGUCAUAGAAAAGCCUUUGUGUUCAGUCAGUGAAGAGCAGUGUGCUAUGUAUAUACACUAUAAUGACUGACAAGAGAAAGCUCAUUCAGGUUCAGUCUGGUGUCUAACCUCAUGUUGUUUUCCAUUGGAACAUAAUCCAUUGUAAUAGAGUACCUAAUUAUCUAACAUAAAAUACACACUUUUACAACAAAGCAUCUGUAUUUAGUAACAUGAUUCAUGAAACAACUGCAUAUUCACACUGAUAUACCUUAAAGAUGAACUGAAAAUGAUUUUUUUUUGUAUAAAAAAAACGAAAUAAAAUCAAUAUACACUGGCUUAACAUGUCGUCUAACAGCCCUUCACAUUUCUGAGCAAUUAUAUGACUGACCUGUGUGUGUGUGUGUUAACUAGGGAUGAGCGAGUACAGCAUUAUCUGUAUCCGUAUCUGUAUCUGUUAACCAUAUGAAUUAUCUGUAUCUGUAUCUGUACUCGGAGAGGGUGGGGCCUAGCCCGGAAGAUAGGCGGG